GACCCAACCUACAAGCUCGUCGAACAGCUCGUCACUUCUCUCCGAAGAAGGCAAACUGUCGGCUCCCUCAAUGUCGCACUGGCUACGGCGGUGCUCAUUCAUACGGUCGUCCGAUCAUCGAAAUAUGCCAACUUCGAGUAUCUGAUUGGGCUUAUAAAGCUCGUGGGGAGGCAGUUGGCAGAGGCGAAUCCGAAAGAACUCGCAUCCGGCAAUAUCAUCCGCCGUAUCCUCCGUCUCAUCCGAGAAGAAUACCGCGCCGCCGCCCAUGCCGCCUCCCACAUCCCUACCACACCCAGCACCUCCGCCCCUCAGACACCCUAUACCGGUAUCCAAACGCCCGGGAUCCUCGCCCCUGCAGGCCACUUCCUUUCUGACGGUAGCAGCAGCUUGGCCGGAUUCGGACUGGGUAUGUCCAAUCUGACCAUGUCGACCUCCGCAUCGCCGUCUUCGGGCCGUACGCCGCUCUUCUCCCCCGAGACCUCGCGAGUCAACUCGGCCGACGAUCUCAAUGGCGCGAAUGCCAAUGCUAGUGCGAAUAAGGGCUUUGCGGCGCAGUUGAGGAAGACGGGGUAUGAGACGCCGACGCCGGGCCAGAUGACGGCCCGAUUGGACCCAGAGGAGUUUAUGCGGCAGUCGGCCAAGCUCAAGCCGGUCUUCCUGCAGGCGAUAGAGGAGGUGAUGGGGGAGUUGGAGACGACGCAUGAGGACGUGGCGAAGGGGGCGAGGGAGCAUGUGCAUUCUUCCGAGAUUAUCUUGACGCUGGGAUACUCGAGGACGGUAGAGGCGUUCUUGAAGACCGCGUUCAAGGAUCGCAAGUUUACAGUCAUCGUUGCGGAAUCUGCACCUUCACACCUAGGCCACCGCCUCUCCCACUCCCUCUCCCAAAACGGCAUCCCCACCCUCCUCAUCCCCGACUCCUCCCUCCACGCACUCAUGCCCCGCAUAACCAAACUCGUCAUUGGCUGCCACUCGGUUUUGGCCAACGGCGGCCUAUUCGGUCUCUCCGGAUCGCUGUCCGCCGUCCUUGCCGCGAGAGCGCACAGUAAGCCGGUGGUGGUGGUGACGGGACAGUACAAGUUUGCGCCGGUUUGGAAUAUGAAUUUCGAGCAUGGGAGUUUGGAUUUUCAGGGUGGGAGUGCGUUCGCCGCCAGCGCAGGAGAAGGAGGGCGGGAGGAGGGGAUGGGGGCCAGGAAUUGGGAAGGGGUGGAGGUUGAGAGUGCGUAUUGGGAGUAUGUGAGGCCGGAGCUGGUGGAUCUCUUUGUGACGAAUGAGGGCGAUCACGCGCCAUCAUAUAUCUAUAAACUCAUCAAGGAGGCGUACGAUGAGGAGGAUAUGGAUCUGUAG
Messenger RNA from Dioszegia hungarica, 1344 nucleotides. RefSeq lists its product as uncharacterized. The annotation marks the transcript as partial. NCBI's taxonomy places the organism in Eukaryota, Fungi, Basidiomycota, Tremellomycetes, Tremellales, Bulleribasidiaceae. Gene Ontology annotation, molecular function: translation initiation factor activity; guanyl-nucleotide exchange factor activity. The transcript has 8 exons. Gene Ontology annotation, biological process: translational initiation. The record is from RefSeq and is a predicted model, not a curated record. Gene Ontology annotation, cellular component: eukaryotic translation initiation factor 2B complex.